AUUAUAUUUUUUUAAACAAAAAUUUUUUGUGCUUCCUAAAUGUGCAUUUAUUUAAAUUUUAACAAAACAAAAGAGUGUAUUACAUCAACAAUGGUUCCAUCUGUAUAUUGUCAUGUUGUUGCCCGGCAAUCUUGUACAGCGGGUAUUAUAACCGCUACAACCGGUGGAAAAGCAACUUUACGAUGUCGCUUACAUUCUGGGAUUUAAGUGGCGAUGAUAAAUGAUGAAUAUAUAAAGUAACGGCAAAAAUUAUAUUAAAAUUUAAAAAAAUAAUUUAAAAUUAAUCAAUGCAUCCAAAAAAGAGGAAUCCAAUUAUGGAUUUUGGUUGGUUAAUACAUCAUCCAUCCAAGUCACUGGAUAUAUUUUUUACAUUUAGUGAUAAUUAUCAGAGUAACGACAAAGGUUUAGAUUUAAGUGAAUUAUGGAAGUCACGACAUCCAUCAUCAUCAAUUUCUACAACCACGGUCAAUACUCAACAACAAACGAAACCACAACAACAACAAACGGUUGCAGCAGCGGCCGCAUCAAAAUCGUCAAGUUUAAGUAGUGGUUUUAAAAAAUGGCGUCGUACAAGCCGAACAAGUUCUGUAUCAUCAGAUAAUGUAUGCAGCAUACCAAAAAAUAAUCGAGAUGAAGAGAUGUCCCUAUUGAAAUUCUUAGCGAUUAAUGCUUUGGAUUUAACUGCACCAGCAAGUGAUAUAUUGUUAAAAAAUCGUAGCGAUCAAUGGUUCCAAUUAUCCGGACAUCCAGACAGUUUAGCACCAGCAGGACCUGGUACCGUAUGGAAAAAACGUGCUGGAGGUUGUGAAAAUACUGAACGUGAAGUAUACGAAGCAUUAUCAGCUGAUCCACUAAUGAAAGAUGUUAUUCCACGGUAUUUCCGUGAAGUUGAUUAUCAGGGUGAAAAAUUCAUUGAAUUACAAGACUUAUUACAUGGAUUCAAAGAUCCAAAUGUAAUGGAUAUUAAAAUGGGUACACGUACAUUCUUAGAAUCCGAGGUAGAUAAAACAACAGCACGAUCAGAUUUAUAUAAAAAAAUGGUUACCGUCGAUCCAAAUGCCCCCACCGAAGAGGAGCAUGAAAAACAGGCUGUUACAAAGUUACGAUACAUGCAAUUUCGUGAACAACAAUCAUCAUCUUGUAGUCAAGGUUUUCGCAUAGAAGCAAUGAAAUGUCGUGGAUCACCACCCGUAACCGAUUUAAAGCGAGUCAAAAGUCGUGAUGAAGUUUUGGUUACAUUAUCAUUAUUUAUUGCUGGUCGUGAAUAUGUAAGAAAACAAUUAAUUGAACGAUUAAAAGAAAUCCGAUCCAAAUUUGAACAAUCGGAAUAUUUCCGUAAACAUGAAGUGAUUGGAUCAAGUAUUUUCAUGUUGUACGAUGAUGAUAAAGUUGGUGUUUGGAUGAUUGAUUUUGCUAAAACUAAUAAAGUUCCAGAAGGUGUGCAAUUAACACAUCGUAAACCAUGGGUCCAAGGCAAUCAUGAAGAAGGAUUCUUAUUUGGUCUCGAUCAAUUGAUUUCGGUACUAGAAGAAAUCAAAUUCGACAACAUGGUGGAAUCGAAUAGUUGUAACAGCAUUCCACCUCCCACAUCCGAACGCUUAAAAGUAACAUCUUGAAGGAAGUGGACAUUUUCAAAAUUGAAAAUGUUUCGAAAUGUAUUUCAUUUUUAAAAUUUUAAUAGGCUAUGACAGCCUUUGAUGAAAAAAAAUGUUUUUUUCUUGUGUGUCCCUGCUACAUGUUUCAGGACACGCGUGUCUCUGUGUGUGGAAUUUACCUUCUACGAUAAAUGUUCGAUGUAACGAUUGUUUUAAAUGAAUUCUUGAUGAAUUUUUAAAACUUUUUAUUUAUAUUAAGUGUUCGAUGUGGUUUACAAAAAUUAUUUUUACGCUUAUACAUUUUUUUUUUUUAAAUACACUCAUCGUUGUAUCUCGAAAUAAAUAUUUAAACAGUUUUUUAUUUAUUUAAGAAAGAAAAAAAAAAAACUUUUAAUUUAAGUAUUAUUGAUAUAUUGAGUGUAUGGGUAUAUGAUAUUAUCGGUAGGAAUUAAAGGCGCACCUGACUUAAUUUGAGCCAAUUGAUUAUAAAUUCUUAUUGGAGCUGAAUUUUUUUGUAUUUUCUCUCACGAUUUAUUUCUACGCAUAUCAUAUGCCCGUACAUCCUGUAUUUAUUUUUAUGCCAUACUAAAGUCGUAGUUUACAUUGAAUGAAGUAAAAUCGUUUUUUUUUUUGUUCACAAGCUCAAAUAGCUAAUGCAAAAUUUGUAAAGUUGUAAGUAAAAAGUUAAUAUUU
Chrysoperla carnea is the source of this 2288-nucleotide messenger RNA. It is a transcript of the gene IP3K1, whose product is annotated as inositol-trisphosphate 3-kinase homolog. Gene Ontology annotation, biological process: inositol phosphate biosynthetic process. Gene Ontology annotation, cellular component: nucleus; cytoplasm. Gene Ontology annotation, molecular function: inositol tetrakisphosphate kinase activity; inositol-1,4,5-trisphosphate 3-kinase activity. The transcript has 5 exons. The record is from RefSeq and is a predicted model, not a curated record. NCBI's taxonomy places the organism in Eukaryota, Metazoa, Arthropoda, Insecta, Neuroptera, Chrysopidae. The coding region runs from base 288 to 1616 and encodes 442 amino acids.